Rhizoctonia solani is the source of this 3519-nucleotide messenger RNA. RefSeq lists its product as uncharacterized. Gene Ontology annotation, cellular component: plasma membrane. The transcript has 14 exons. Lineage: Eukaryota; Fungi; Basidiomycota; Agaricomycetes; Cantharellales; Ceratobasidiaceae. The coding region runs from base 1 to 3519 and encodes 1172 amino acids. Gene Ontology annotation, molecular function: calcium-activated cation channel activity. The record is from RefSeq and is a predicted model, not a curated record.
AUGGCCUUCAGAAAUGCUCGUCACACUUUGUCUGAGCCCAACACACUUAGUCAACUCAGCACACUAUCGCAGGCACCGGUCGGCUCUACCUCGGCGCCCGCCUCGUUGACUACCACAUUGUCUAUUACCCUGACACUUCCAUCGACGACAAUCGUUACUGCUUCACUUAGCGAGAUACCAAAUUCGGCACCAGCCCCGUCUAUUAUCUCUCUCGACCCCAUAUGUGCAGGUCAAGGUGUUGAUGCGGCGGCUACAGGUGUAAUCGCAUCGCUUGUUCUCACAACUGCUGUCGGAAUCGUUAUAUGGCUCUUCUUCGCUGUAAUCCGUCCUAGACUUCCGGCACUCUAUGCGGCGCGGGAAUGGUUUGUUCGGCCUAACCUUCGACCUCCACCCCUUCGUUCGACCUUCUGGGCCUUUUUGUUUCCUCCUGUACCACUUAUACCCGACCUGUCUUCACAUGCUCCGUUCCCAUCGGAUGGUGAACUCGCACAGAGAACAUUAUGGGUUGCGUUCCUUCUUGUUUUCGGCUGGACGAUUGUUGGUCUAAUUGGAGCGCUACCACUCUAUCUUGUUGGAACACCAUGUCUCGGGGACUCUUACCCACGCGCUGUCUUUGGCGGCCGUGUGUCUACAUUACAAGACCUGUCCCUGCUUCGGCUACUAAAAAUGUACGACGAAGGUGCUGUUACUACCACCUUCGAUACUGGACUCGGGAGGCGUGCAAUAGUAAAUGGAGACAACCGCACCCCUGCCGCACACACCCGGCUUAUUAUCCUGACCAUCUUUAUUAUCGUCUUAUUUGCGUUCCCAGCUCUUUUCAAGCUUUUACGGGAAUGGACCAAUAUUCUUGCGUGUCGCCGACGUUGGUGGAGGAACUACAUUCUGCCGACGUUGUUUGGCUCCGAGCCAAUCGUGCGCCCGGGUUUCAUGGGUGGGGAGAAGGACGCGUCAAAGACCUGUGGGAGCGGAGACGAACAUGGAAGACGAAAUCAUGGGCUAGAAAUGGAAAGGACGCACGACGAAGGAGGCGAAGUGGAUGUUCAUGGCGUAUUCACGAUUGUGGAUACAUCACGGCUCGAAGAGCUUAUCCGUGAACGCACUACUGUGCUGGAUAAUCUUGAAGUCGCUGAAGCCUAUUACAUUCGUUCGUUCCAACUCUCGGCAUCCAUUCCUGGCUCAGACGAGGAGACCUCCGAAGGCGAAGAGCGCCACAGUGGGCCCAGGAUCAGUCGACCACUACCUCUAGGGGGAAGAAGACGAGACCGUAUUAACCAGCUGGGGCCUGGAGAACACGGAGGGCCGACGCCCACAUCGUACGUUGCUCCAUCACAGUAUUACAAACUGCGGAAUGUCAAAGGGAUAACUGGUGGCCGAAUUACAUCCUCGAACGAUAGCCUCGCAUUCCGUAUCAGUCAGCGUGUAAUAGGGAGUCGCUUCCAGGAAGUCACACGCCAUACUGGUGAAUUGGCUGCUGUACCUCCCACUCCCGCUGUACAUGGUGCAUUCCCAAGCACUGGAACUGGGUCGGAAUCGCUGGGGGCGUUUGGGCCAAAUCACCCUCCAAUCGAUGAGGAGUCAUGGGAAAUGACUGAUGUGCCUGGCGAUGCCGAAUUUGCUCGUGGACGAAGAGGCACAAGUUGGCUUUCUUCCACUGCAGUUGGGACCGGAACAGGGACAGGAGGCCCCUCGAAAGCUGCAACUGUGCGCGAAUCAGUGGCAAGCCCCAAACCGAUGAGGAAGAUGCGGGAGUCAAAUGACCCAUAUACUCACAGAGAAACCUUGGAUACUCUUGGGCGCCGAGAUAAUAGCGAUGAAUAUCGUCGACAGGCUACUAUGGAUAGCAGAAGAGAGCCUAUUAUUAGUACUCCUAACCCGACUCCAGGCCGUACAAGCGCCGCGAGACGGCGAAGCGGGGACCACUCUUCUACACACCGCCAGCCUAUUUUACGGCCCAUCUCUGGAUUGGACCAUGAUACUCUCACACUGGUUUACGACGAUAUCCGAACAUGGCGCUCGCGUCUCAAGGCCCUCAACGGUGAAAUCGCUGAAGCACAACAAGAAGCCUACAAUGCGAUAGCAGAGGGCCGAAAUGUCAAGGGCUGGCUCCUUGUCGGUCGCAACGUGCGCUACCUGGCAGGCACAGAAUCAAUCGAGGGACGCGCUAAGGUGGAUAUCCGAUGGCGGGAGUUACAGUUAGGCGAACAAGGUGGCCCAUGGAGUGAUCUCAGGUACUGGACUGUCGUCGCUUUGGUAGCUGUCUUACUUGCCGCUUCAUUGAUACCCGUAGCCGGCCUUGCCUUAGCUGGCGCCCCUGAUUUUGCGCACUACCUCCCUUUCCUCACUAGGCUUUCUGGAAGAGAUGACCUGGGCGCUUCAAUAGCCACAACCGUUGCGCCUGCAAUCACUGCUACUCUUUUCAUUACCAAACUCAGAGCGUUCAAGGCAACAUUCUACGUACUUACAUUUGUUGCAACUGUAUGGAUUAUCGCUGCCGGGGCACUCAUCUUUGGUGUUGGUGCAUUUGGCGCUGACAGUCAAAGGUCAAGGACUGUAGCAGAUGGAACCACCUAUAUUGCAGUUCUCCUAAUGGUGAUCGUCUUAAACGCGGCAGUUAUCGCUCCGGGCCUGCAGAUGCUACAGCCAAUCAGGUUUUGGAAGAUAUAUUGGGCGAAACAAAAGGCUAUCACCCCAAGGCAGCGGUUUCGCGCUCUCUACCCGGCUUCUUUUAACCCAACUUAUGCGUCCGGAUGCUGUGUGUUAGCCGUGAUAUUUGCAUCAACGUUCUCGCUCAUCUUUCCUCUCAUCGGACCGCCUAUCUUACUGCUUGUGUUGCUCUCUUUGGUUGCCUACCGGUACCUGUUGGAUAUGUUUGGUCUCGAACUGAUGCCCCUUCGACCGGUGGCAUACUUCAGCUAUGGCUCUUGCGUCGCUUCGCUACCCUUCUUGCUCUCCAACCGACCUUACUCGGCCUUAUCCUCCUCUCCCGACGUUUAUGGGUCCUUUCGGGAGUCCUAUCCCGUAAUCCUCCCGAACGCAAGUUCAGCCCUAUCGUUCGAGAUUCACUCGCCACAUUCCGCAGAUCUGUCCGGGGAAGCAAAGCAAGCGCCGUCUAACGAUCGAGGAAGAUGGCACGAGCCUUUUUUGGAUAUGAUGAGUAUUACCUUGAACAUCAUGCCGUCGCCCAACCGCCCCAAAGAUGCAGUUCCCGUCGAGACCGAAGAUAUUGACGACCUCGUGUCUACUGAGCGUGCCGCACACACUUAUCCUGGCGCCGCACCAAUGAUUCCCUCAACGGAUCAUGCAACAGAGACAGCAGGGCUAUUAUACCCCCCUGAACUUCUUGCGCCUCCGCCGAUGAUUUGGCUCCCCAACGAUCGUUCGGGCAUUGCACAAUCCGAAGCCUAUGACCUAGGAAGGUAUCAUGACUUGGAGACUGUCCUUGACCCUGGGGAUUAUACCGCAGAGGGGGGUCCGAUGGGAAGACGAUCAAACGAACGGACUCCUACACCUAAACAUUGA